This is a messenger RNA of Contarinia nasturtii (swede midge), 2318 nucleotides long. RefSeq names its product ankyrin-1-like. The record is from RefSeq and is a predicted model, not a curated record. The coding region runs from base 214 to 2136 and encodes 640 amino acids. Gene Ontology annotation, molecular function: protein binding. NCBI's taxonomy places the organism in Eukaryota, Metazoa, Arthropoda, Insecta, Diptera, Cecidomyiidae. The transcript has 4 exons.
UAGUUCUUUUUUGUAUCACACAAUAUAAACAUAGAAGAGAAAUUAUAUAUUUUUUCCAUAAAUUUUAUCAUCCGAUUCCAUAAAAGAUUCGAAGCGUAUUAUUUUCAUGAAUGAGUUGAUGUGCCAUUGGGAUUUGUGAUGGGGAAAUAUUCUACAUUCAAAGUAAAGAAAAGUUUAUCAUUUCGUUUUCUUGAGUGAAAAAACAAUAAAAUUAUGAAUAAUAUAGAGAUUCUCUGUAAAUGUGUGGAAUAUAAUGACCUCGAAAAUGUGCAAAAGCUCUUAGAUCAAGGUGCAAAUCCCACACAAACAGCACUUUGUGGCCGAACCGCAAUUGGAAUCGCAUGUUUGAACAAACAUGUUGAAGCAUUGGAUAUUCUAUUGAAGGCCUGUGUAAACUAUCAACCAUCGCGUUUUGAUUAUAAUACUGGCGAGAGCGAAGCAAAAAAGUGGAAACGACACGAUAUAGAUGGUGAACAUACACCAGAAGGUAUGGAUGAUUUGCAGUGGGAAGAUGAAAUCGAAGAACCAAUGAUUGGCACGGCCAAAGUAGAUACGGUUGAUGAUGAAUGGUCGGUUCUAUAUCGGUAUUACGCACGAAUCAUUGAAACGACUGGGGAUUUAUUGGCAAAUGCAAUAAGUAUGCGUGAUCCACAUUGUUUAGAUGCUUAUCAAGAGUCUCCGCUUCAUUGUGCCGCAUCCGUUGGCAGCUAUGAUUCUGUGAAAUUGUUGCUCAAGCAUAAAGCACCGAUUAAUGUGACCACAAGCACAGGAUAUACGCCGUUACAUUUAGCCAUUGAACAACCACAAAUCGUUGACUUACUAUUACAAUACGAUGCCAAUCCGAAUAAGUUAACAUAUGUCGAUCAAAUGGCACCCAUACAUCUCGCCACAAAAUUUGAAGCGUUGGAAACGAUUCAAUUAUUGAAAGCAUCUAGAGCCCAGGUGAACAUAACGACAGCACGAGGACAAACGGCACUUCAUCUAGCAACUGUGUACGAAAAAUACGAAUCGGCCGUGAUAUUGAUUCAAUGCGGUGCAAAUGUUAAUGUUCAAGAUGAAGAAGGCGUUACGCCGUUAUUCACAGCGAUUGUUGUGAAUGACUAUCGAAUGGCAAAAAUGCUAUUGAAAAAUGGUGCACGAUUACUUCCAAGUCAACAUUUACUUAGUUUUACAAUAAGAAAUCAAAUGAGAGAGAUGACCCAUUUGCUCAUACAGGCCGGUGAAAAUGUGAAUGGUCGCGACCAAAUCGGAUGGACACCGUUGUUAUUGGCCAUUCAUAAACGUGAUAUUACAACAUUGGAAUACUUAAUUGCACAUGGUGCCCGAAUCAAUGAGAAUGCCUACGUUCUCAAGGAAUUGCAUGUGGCUGUACAACAAUCGGAAUCGACAGAUUCGUUUAGGAAAAUUUUCCGAAUAUUGAUACGACAUGGCGUUGAAAUUGAUAGUUUAAAUAAAUGGGGUGAGACUCCAUUGUGUUUGGCAAUGUUAAUGGAAAAAUAUAAAAUUGCCGAGUACCUAAUACACGAGGGAGCCAAUGUAAAUGCAGGAAAUUUCAUUAAAGCCAGAGAUUGUAUGCUACUUGUACGAGAAUGCAAUAAUAUUAAUCUGAUUAAACUUUUUGUGAAUUCCGGACUGAAACUCAUUUGGUCUGAGCUAAUAAAUAUUGUAGGCAAUCCAAAUUCAUACACACCAGAACUACACACAUCACACCAACGACGCAGAAACAAUGCUGAAAUGGAAGACUCAUCAGAAGAAAGCUGUGAAACAUACCUCAUGCGAGUGCUAACAACUCCAUUAUCAUUGAAACAACUCGCUCGAAUUGUCAUACGGAACCGAAUCAUUGAGAAUAUGAAGCAUCAUCAAUUCAUUAGAAACUUUGUUCUAUCCGAUAGAAGAUAUCAAUUAAAUAAUAGUGCCCUUGAAUCAAAUACACAAGCAUUAUCAGCAACAGAGACUACAAACAUGAAUACAACGAUCACAUCAACGGAGAAUCGACGAACACAACAACAGACACAUUCAAUUUUAGAAUGCCUUAUAUGGCAACUGGAUUUGCCGAGAAUUUUACACUUUUAUCUAUAUGCGUUCCCCGAUUUACCACCAUUGCCCGAGGAUUUUGCCGUCUUUGUAAACGAUUGAAAGAUUUGAAAAUAUUCAUUUUAAGAACAUCUUACGGGCAUCACACAAUUUUAUGUACGACCCAUGUUUUACUCACAUAUUUUAACAAUCUAAUGUUCAAGUGUAAAGUAAAAUAUAAUUCACAAAUAAAAUGAAAUUGAACACGUUUUUGACGAAUUCUGCAAUUAAUGCAGAGAAAAAUA